Molecule: messenger RNA, 1835 nt
Organism: Anoplophora glabripennis (Asian longhorned beetle)
Lineage: Eukaryota; Metazoa; Arthropoda; Insecta; Coleoptera; Cerambycidae
Gene: spz3
Product: protein spaetzle 3
Exons: 6
Coding region: 193-1275 (360 amino acids)
Biological process (GO): innate immune response; regulation of Toll signaling pathway; central nervous system formation
Cellular component (GO): extracellular region
Molecular function (GO): growth factor activity; Toll binding
Source: RefSeq, a predicted model, not a curated record
CAAAAUCGCGGCAGACCGCGACUCAGUGCACGUUUUGACGUUUGUCGAUCGCGUUCGGACAAUUGUGCCUUCCGAGGGACCGUCGACAGCUAAACCCACGGUUCCAGUUCGGAUUUCAAAGGUCAGCGUCGUGAUUUUCGAAAGAUGAAACCCUCCACGCGUCCCUAACCGAGGAGAAAGAGAGGAAGAAAGAUGGCCGCUCUUCUCAACUUCAGCACGCCCUACCUGGCCACCCCCAACCCCCCCACGACCAACUACUACCGUCCCCCGCAGCCUCUGCCCCCUCUGCAGGGCCCCUACUCCUACCCACCCCCUCAGAAGCCCUUCCUGGCGGAGGAGUUCAACGCCCAACAGCACCAGUUCAACGCGCAGGUGCCCGCGAACGCGCAGACGCACCAGCAGCAACCCGGACCAGAAUACACGAAAGUGACCGACGACGGCACGAAGACGAACGUGCACGCCGUCAUAGACUAUGACUACGAGGACGAGGAUGAGGCGGGAAGUUACCCGGUGACGCCCAUCCAGGGCCCCAUUUUUAUUAAGAACGGUUCUGUGCCCGUUGUGCCGCUCUACUCGCAUCCCGUGCUGAAUAAUGGGACCUUCGUGCAGAUACCGAUUCUGUGGACGGCAUUAUCAGUAGCUUUAGGAUUAGAACUACGUGGAGAAUAUAUCAGGGGCGUGCCUUGUAUAAAGAAAAACCAACAACUGUAUUGCCCAAAAGCGGGAAAUUCGUAUCCACUAGACCGGAUAGAACUGUUCAUAGACGAGAACAAGGCGCUGAUGAGGCGCAUGUACGGUGAAUUCGACAUGCCCGACUACGCGGGUCGUUCCGGUGGAUCGGGCACGAAGAAGAAGCGGUCGACGCAGCCCGGAGUGCCCGACCUGCACUUCGACCCCGGGCCCGACCCCCUGGAGACCACGGAGUCGCUCGGCAAGAACAGGAGUCCGAGGCAGAACUUCCGGAACAACCAGAGCUCGGAAAGCGGCAGGGUAGACGCGUGCGAGAGCAAAAUAGAAAUAGUGACGCCUUACUGGGCGUCAAACUCCGCCGGCAAAAUUAGGGCCAUCGUCAACACGCAGCACUUCGAACAAGCUAUCCACCAGGAGGUGUGCUCGAAGAGCAGCACGAAGCGGUGCUCCGGAGAGUGCGGCUGCGAGCAGAAAUACAAGUGGCACCGCCUGCUGGCCUACGACCCCGACAACGACUGCAAGGGCAUCUUCAUGGACUGGUUCCUGUUCCCCUCGUGUUGCGUGUGCAGGUGCAACCCCAACUAGCCCCGUUUCUAGUAGAAUUUCUCGAAUGCUCACCGAAUCCCUAACGCGGACGAAUCUCAACCCGAUAAGGAAUACUACGCGAUACAUAUCAGAUUAUUUUUCACAUUCCAUGCGUCUAGGUUAAUACCUUGGUCCUUGACAGACUUAGUUUGUAACGAGGCCUUGUCUUGAGCAAAUAUAUUCGGUUUUACGGCGUUUUUAAUAGGUCUACAGAACUGGUAUGUUGAUUUUGCGAUUGAAUUAUUGUUUUUUAACCUCAGUAUUUGUAAAACGGAUGUUUUAACAUCUUUUAACUUGAGAUAUGUAGAUAUACGGUUUCACAAAUUUACGAUUGUAAAUCAAUUUGAAAUUUACGAAAAAUAGGGCAAGUUUUAGAAAAUAGCAAGAUUUUUACUACGUUUAUAGGAAAUAGUGAAACUUGAGGAGAUGACUACUAGAUGGCGACUCUACCAACAAAUGUCUAAAGUCUAGAGAUAAUAACCUUACGAGGGCUCUAUAGCAAAUAGCCAACCAGUAAUACAUGUUGAUAUAUUUUAUUACACAGUUUGUCUAAAUAUGAA